UCCAGCCGAGGUGACCGACGACUCCGGCUGCGUGCCCACUUCUACAAACUCCAUUCAAUUUCGACACCAUGAGCAGGGAGGCUCAUUCAUUUUGCAAGUUUUAAGCCAGAGGCGCUUGUUUACGGACAGCACGGGAGCAAUGACGGCUUUCUCCAGCGGAUCUGCCGAUUAGAGUUCCAACAGUGAUUCUCACCGGGCUGCAGUGUUUGCACUGUGACCUGCAAUUUUGGAUGUAUUAAAGCAAGAAGCGGAUCAACGGCAACCAUGGAUAUUGGCAAUGAUGUGGAUUUGUCCAAUAAUAACAUCACGCCCCUGUGGAGACGGUGUCCAGAUAAUGGUAAUAGUCGUCAGGGCUCAAGCAAACCCAAAAGCAGACCCCACAGUUACCACAUGAAUGGGGUCAUGACUACGGACUUCCCCGUGGAGGACAAUGGCUGUCCGUUCACCUUGAGCCAGCCCGCUGAGAGGCUGGUGGUGGCGUCGCCGUGCUCGGACAGGAACCCCACGGUGCUAAAGCACAUUUUACACAAACCUUCAAGGAAGACCAGAGUAGUUCGAAGCAUCAGUAUUGGACACUUUUCCAGUGGACGCUUCUCACUGUCUAAGAUUAGGUCUGAGGACAAAAAGUCUGCUUCACUGACCGACAGAGUAUGCAAUGGAGCCGGUACCAAGGGAAAAACCACUAACGGAGACUCGAUAUGGCCGGAGAAGCAUCCUAAGGUCCUUCGGAAAUGCGUCUCUGGUUCUUUGGCUGUGAACUCUCAAAUAGACCAGAUAGCAUUUGGGACAAACUCAUCUUCCCUGGACUCUGUUUCAGUUGACCGGUCUUCACCUGUCUUUCCUCAACGCACGCCUAACAAUGGCAACCACUGUGAACUGUCCUCCCUCUCGUCCACUUCCAGCUCCUCUCCUCCGACCCGCCGCACCCUCACCCCCUCCCACAGUUCCAACUCCAGCAUCCUCUCUCUGUCCUCCUUAACCUCCUCAGACCCCCCCACCCCUCGCUCGCCAUCACCUGCAGACAGAGGCCAGCCACUGCUCAGGCAGUCUCAGAUGUACACGCCUCCAUCCUCACAAGACGCCAGACAUGUCUCCUCAUCUUCCUCCGUGUCCUCACUGUCCCCCACACCAUCGUUUUCCCCAUCCAUCUCCCCCUCGCCUUCCAUUGUCCUCAGCACCCACAGCCCCGCUGCCCUGAAGAUGGGCACCCAGCAGAUUAUUCCCAAGGGUUUAGCGUCCGACGUUCGACUGACAAAGACGGCCGCCUCUGGCACUCAGGGACAAGGCUUGGCAGGGCUGCUGGGGUUGGAUCCCUCCAAGCGGGCGGCGAAAGCCAUCAGCAUGGUGGAAACAGGGGCCUACUUCUCUACAGGAGGGGGCCAUGGCGUGGAGACGGAGGGGGAGAGUGAGGGCACAGGAAUGCUGAGGAGAGGCUUGAGGAGCACAUCCUACAGGAGAGCUGUUGUGAGUGGAGUAGAGCUAGAGGUCCCAACGUUGGAUCCAAGGACCCUUCAGCUGUCGCAGCUGGACAUUAAAGGGUCAGAUAUGGAUAACUUGACUUCGUCGGGCAGUCCAGCCAGUGCAGGGACCGGAAGCCUCACUAGUUCUGGAGCAGCUAAACCUGGGAGCCCCGGGACGCCCAGCUCUGUCAGCCCCAAGAUUUCAAAGGCUGUCAGUCCUGUGUUGGAAAAGCUGAAAAGUGAGGAGAGAAACAAGAGUCCAGACAGAAAGAAGGUUCUGACCAGUCAGCGGACGUUUGAUAGUGAGGAGGAGGAGCUGUACCAGAACUAUCAGGAGAAGGCUUUACACAACGACUCCGACGAGGACCCCGAUGCUCAAGAGGCCAAACCUGAUGACGGCAUCGUGGUUCAGUACCGACCCAUCCGCACCUCCUGGAGCCAGCUCAGCGUGGUGAAAAAAAGUGGCUUGUCUGACCUGAUAAGUCAGGAGGAGCGCAAAAGACAAGAGGCCAUUUUUGAGGUGAUCUCCUCGGAGCACUCUUAUCUCCACAGUCUGGAAAUCCUGAUCCGCAUGUUCAAGAACUCUGCGGAGCUCAGCGAUGCCAUGACUAAGACUGAGCACCACCACCUCUUCUCAAACAUCACCGAUGUCUGCGAGGCAAGCAAAAAGUUUUUUAAGGAACUGGAGGAGAGGCACCAGCAGAAUAUUGUGAUCGACGACAUCAGUGACAUCGUCUGCAAACACGCUCAGUCCAACUUUGAUCCCUACGUCACGUAUUGCUCCAACGAGGUUUACCAGCAGAGAACCCUGCAGAGGCUGGUGUCUAAGAAUCCGGCUUUCAAGGACGUGCUGACCAGGAUCGAGGGCCACCCAGACUGCAGGAAUCUGCCCAUGAUCUCCUUCCUCAUCCUGCCCAUGCAGAGGAUCACCCGCCUGCCUCUUCUCAUGGAUACAAUUUGUCAAAAGACACCAAAAGACUCGGCGCAGUAUGAAGAGUGUACAAGAGCUUUACAGGCAGUCAGCAAGGUGGUGAGAAAGUGCAACGAAGGAGCUCGCACAAUGGAGAGGACAGAAAUGAUGUACACCAUCAACUCUCAGCUGGAUUUCAAGAUCAAGCCCUUCCCGCUGGUCUCCUCCUCCAGGUGGAUGGUGAAGCGAGGAGAGCUGACGGCGCUCGUGGAGGACAAUGGCAUCUUCCUCAAGCGGACGUCCCGGCAGCAGGUGUACUUCUUCCUCUUCAACGACGUCCUCAUCGUCACCAGGAAGAAGAGCGAGGAGAGUUACUCUGUGAUAGACUACGCUCUGAGGGAUCAGAUCUGGGUCGGCUCCUGUCAGCCGGAGGACAUCAACCUGUCACCGGUGCGGACCACUGCCAGCAUGCUGAGCUCGCGGCAGCCCGGCGCCAACCACCUCUUCCGCCUGUGUUUUCGGAGCAACCACUCCGACGAGAAGGUGCCCAUGAUCCUGGGAGCAGAGCUGCUGAACGAGCGCGCUCGAUGGAUCAGCGCCCUGGGCCAUAAUGUCAACAAUGAGAAGAAUCAGGACAGAACCAAUGCCAUGCAGGUGGAGGUGAUCCGGACGUACACAGCCAAGCAGCCGGACGAGCUGUCGCUGCAGGUGGCCGACGUGGUUCUGGUCUCACAGACUGUAGACGGCUGGUACGAGGGCGAGCGGCUGCGUGACGGAGAGCGGGGCUGGUUUCUGACCGAGUGCGCCGAGCCCAUCACGUGCCAGGCCACCAUCGAGCGCAACAUGCAGCGGCUGGACCGCCUGCAGGGCCUGGAGACUAAUGUGUGACGGGACGUUUGAGCCGGGCUUCAGCGAGCCUUCCGCCGACCUCUCGACACGCCGGCGACCCGCCCUUUUAAACGCUGAACUCAGACAAAUGAGUUCAGUAACAGCGUCAGCGGGCUGCCUUAGGGGAGCGAGCGGGCCGCGAUCGGAGCCGCGGAGGCCGCCGUGUGGGAUGGGGAUGGCGGCCGCCGCUCGGACUUCUGCUUCAGCAUGGAGUAAACAUCAGGCAUGCUGUGCGGGGUUUCAAAGCGGAGACGGUUAAGAACAAACACGGCAGAAGAAUAGAGAUUUUCCUCAAUUACUGAUUGGUCCCUGUGUGGGCGGGAUGGCUUGACAGAGGGAUCUGUCACAUUGAUUAAUUCCCUGGCUGGUUAGAAAACUUCACACCCACAGCCAAAGUCAUUGCUUUCAACACCCUGCUACAGAACUGUCUGUGAUUUGUGAAUUUUUUUUUUUCUUCUUCCUUUUAAUUUCCAGUUAGUUCUUUGUAAGUGAUGUGCGGCGUGAUCGCUGCAUCCCGCCGCCGCCGCAGGAGGCGGAACAGACCAAACGGUGUGUAAUUGACAGCAGCCUGGUGUGCGCUCCGUUAAUGAGGCUCGGGCUCUGCGUGGCCGGGCGAUUCGGUGCGUGUGGAACGUUGAAGAUGCUGAUUAUGAAGGUGAUAACAAGGCAGCUUGUUUACUGUUGUGAAACACGCUCGUUUCAGCGACAUUAAAGGCAGUGACAUAAGAAACUAUGAUUUAUAAUUGAUACGUGUUUAUAGCGGCUCUCCGUCAGGGGGGCAUGGCGUUCAGGGGCAUGACUUUCCCCAGCAUGGUGAUGUUUAUUUUAUUUUUUUUAGGCAAAAGCAUGAUGAAAAAGAAAAAAAAAACAAAAACAAAUGGAAGGUAAAGAUAUCAUUUAUUUUGACAAAUUGUUUUUUUGGACUGAAUUGCAUUGCAAUUUAAAAAGGGAGCUUCUCCUCCCAGUGCUGGAAAACCUCAUCAUACGCAGGUGAAUGCCAUCCACCCAUGAUUGUCUGUGCACUUAUGCAGCCUUUUUUAUUUUUUUUUGCAUAUUUUUAAGUGUGGUUUUGUUGCACAGUACGGGAGUUUAUUGCAUUCACAUAUAAAAAAUAAUUGCGUUUCUGAAUUAGUGAGAUUUGUUUUCAAACAACAAAUAUCUCCAUGAAAAAAUAUUUUUGGGUUGUUUUUUUUGGGGAUUAAUCAGAGUUUAUGCUUCAGAAUGAGGUUGAAACGUGGCAAAGAGUUUAUCAUUGCUGAAAGUUAUGUGAAUGUAAUAUCCUUCCUUCUCAGAUGUCUUAUAUUCUCAUAUUUCCCCUCUGAGAGUUUUGGCUGUCUGCAACUAUUGCUUGUUUUGUGUUUUAUGUCUUCGCUCCCCUGCUGUAACAGCAGAUAUCAUUCAGAUAUGAAAUCAUUCUGGGUUUUUUUCUCUAUACCAGGGGUUUGCAACCUUUAAAAUCAAAACAGUCUUUUAGCUGCUACUGUACCAAAUAAAACGGACGUGACGAUUUCAGUGUCACGUUUUUCACACCAGACAGCAAGACAAGAGUCUGUGAAGGAUUGUCAGCUGUGCAACGAAAUAAAAAAAUGUUUUAUUUAGUGAGUAAUUCUGUCAAAACUGAAGGAAGCCACUAGAGAGAGGCUGCAGUUUGUGGAGAUGAUGGGUUUCUCACGUCUUCUGCUCGGGCGUGUAAAUCUGCGCGUAAAUAAACAGUCGCUUCUAUUGUGGCGAUUAAGUAGAACAACACAUCAGAUACAACACACCCUGAGUGUCGACAACCUGCACCACACAUUUUCCUGCAAGCCAUCAGUCUUCAGUUAACUAAGGAAAAAAAAAAAGACUCUAGUAUUUUAAUUCAGUUGUUCAUCCCCAGGCUGAUUUUCUUUAAAGUGACGGGGGGAGAUGACUCUUUUUGAUUGUGAUGGUUGCAGACCACCGUUCCAGUUCACCAGCUGAUUGUUAACCAGUACAACGUCCAGGCCUGUGCAACUCUUGUUCUCUAGUUGCUCAUUAUGUAUGAGGUCUGCAAGCAGAGUUAAGGACCUUGCCAAUGGCCACAUACUCUCAUAUCAACGUGCGUAUACACUUGUUUGCGUACAUACUGUAUGUGGAAGCUUGUGUUUACAGAUAAGGGGGGGGGGGGGGGGGGGGGGGGGGGGGGACCCUCCUGGGACAAGGGAAAAAAGGUUGAUUCAAUCUGUUUUCUGAUUUUAAUUGAAUUGUGAAUUCUACCAUUCCAUUGCUGCAAGGUCCAGGAUGUCCUUUUUUUUUGUUUUUUAAGAUGGUUUUGGACAACACGUCAACUACAGAGGACACAAGUCAAUGAGCUCCUGGAGGACAGCAGCUGUACUGUUCGUAAAGCCGGUUUUAAGAAGGAGGAAAACCAUGAAAGCUACUUAUCUGAAGCCAGACAUGUUUUGUGUGAAUUUAUAUUAAAAAAAAAAAAGUCAGUCAACGGCAUGGUAAUAAGAUUUACAGUAAUCUCAAAGACAUAAUCUCAAAUUUCAUCCAAGUGU
Salarias fasciatus (jewelled blenny) is the source of this 5774-nucleotide messenger RNA. Its product is annotated as rho guanine nucleotide exchange factor 26. The record is from RefSeq and is a predicted model, not a curated record. Gene Ontology annotation, molecular function: guanyl-nucleotide exchange factor activity; protein binding. Lineage: Eukaryota; Metazoa; Chordata; Actinopteri; Blenniiformes; Blenniidae. Gene Ontology annotation, biological process: activation of GTPase activity. The coding region runs from base 265 to 3258 and encodes 997 amino acids. The transcript is spliced from 15 exons.